This is a messenger RNA of Loa loa (African eye worm), 333 nucleotides long. RefSeq lists its product as hypothetical. The record is from RefSeq and is a predicted model, not a curated record. The transcript is spliced from 2 exons. Bases 1 to 333 code for a protein of 110 amino acids. Lineage: Eukaryota; Metazoa; Nematoda; Chromadorea; Rhabditida; Onchocercidae.
AUGCAACAAUUAUCAUCAACAACAUCACUGUUAUCAUUAUCACCACCACAACAACUACCACCAACACCACCAAUACCACCAUCAGUACCAUUGUCAACAGAAGUACCAUCAUCAUUGCCACCACAACCAUCAUCAUCAUCAUCAUCGCCAUUAACAAAAUCAACAUUAUCACCAAAACAUACACGAUCAAGAUUAUUAUCACAUUCACGAUCACAAUUGUUAUCAUCAUCACCAUCGUCAUCAAUUAAACGAUUAAAAAGACAAAAGCAACAAUUAUAUCAUGGAUAUAAUUCGAAUGAUCCGGAAAAUCGUUGGAUGCAAUAUAAUUAUUAA